UCUUCUUCUUUCUUUUCGGCUACAAAUUUCCUUCUUUCUUUCUGGCUUCAAAUUUUGCUUAUUCAAUUUUUGAGUAUUUUUUCUUGGCCCAGAAUGGAAUUAUAGUUGGAUAUUCUGAUUCUUGAUCAAAGUCAAGAUUUUUUGAGCUGAAAGAUUGUGCCCGUUUGAGAAUUUUUUACUGUAGUUCUUUGAUGGGUUUUUAGGGAAUCAAUGCUUUAUUUACCUUAUGUUAUUUUGUUUUUGGUUUAUUUUGUGUUACUUUUGUGAAGAAAAGAGUAACAUUUCUUUAUGACAUGGAUCAGGAUGAUGAAGGUUAUGGUAAUGAAAUUUAUGGCCAUUCACAAUGGUUAUUAGGUAGAUUCUUUAUUAAUUGAAUUGUCGGCUAUAGUUUUGGUUCACAAGAUGAAUUGCGUGCCAUUGGAGAAAUUGGGUUUUGUGUUGUGUCAAGCUAUGUUUUUGUUUUUGGGUCAUAUUUUGGUGCACAAUGCAAAUAGAAGGUGGUUUUGUAGCUGUAUGUAUUGGCACCUGUGUUAAAGAAUGUGAUUCGGUGUGUCUGUGGAAUGCUUAGAGCCUCUCCUUUGUGGGAAAGUUUUGAAGUGAAUGGGUUGGGAGGUUAGCUGAAAGGUCAUUACUGAGAUCCCCAAUCGAACUUCAUGAGCAUGAAUGCUAAGAAAGAAUGGCAAUGAUUUCGUGCUUAACAAAUUUGAGAUUGUUAAAAUAAAAUAAAGCUCUGCUUCGUUGAAUCUUACUGGUUUAAGAGCAUUGCAGACUUGAUGUCUUUGUGUUGUUAACCAUCUGCGUUGUCAUUUUCAACAUGAGCAACCAAUUCAGUGAAGAUAAUGAAGAUGCGACUGUUGCGGGAUUUGAAGUUCCUAGAUCACCUGAUUCAAGUUACAACAAUGCAUAUCCAGGGAAUGAAGAUGAGGUACGGGACCCACCUUCAGUGCCUCCACACCUGCAACACUCGUUGCUUAGCUACCCUGCAAGUGCAGACUCUUCUGAAACGCUUCCACUGCCACAGAAUGUGAUUCUCAACCAUCUUUACAUUGAGAACCGGGAGACCCCACGUUCUGUGGUGGCACUCGGGUUCACUCAUCGCUUCCAUUCAAAAUUUGUCACUGUUGUGCUAUACAAACCUGUUCAAAGGAGGGGUAGUACCAGCACUUAGUAUGCGUAUAUAAUAAACCUUCAUUAGGUUUUCUUUCUUUGCCCAUGUUGUGAUGGAAUUGGCUGCGAUGGACUCUAAUAUGAGAUUAGCCAAAACGAGAAAUAUUUAUAGUCUCGCAUCACAGCAACUGUUGGAAUUAGGUUCGUUCUAUUGAACCCUGAAGUUCUCUUCACUUAAAUUGUCACCUCUGCCAUGAGGGUAGAUUGCUAGACUUGUAAAGCUUCCAUUCAUCUUCCUGCCAACACUCAAAUGGUGGAGUGGAGCUUGUUUGUACUAUGAAACUUGAAAAUUUGCUUUAUCCCAUGGACAUGUGCACUUGUUGCUCCGAAA
Messenger RNA from Populus trichocarpa (black cottonwood), 1498 nucleotides. Its product is annotated as SNF1-related protein kinase regulatory subunit beta-3. The coding region runs from base 815 to 1168 and encodes 117 amino acids. The transcript has 3 exons. Lineage: Eukaryota; Viridiplantae; Streptophyta; Magnoliopsida; Malpighiales; Salicaceae. Gene Ontology annotation, molecular function: protein binding. The record is from RefSeq and is a predicted model, not a curated record.